This is a messenger RNA of Fraxinus pennsylvanica, 732 nucleotides long. Lineage: Eukaryota; Viridiplantae; Streptophyta; Magnoliopsida; Lamiales; Oleaceae. The record is from the annotation of a GenBank genome assembly.
AUGCUGUUUGUGCCGCCGGAAACGGAGGUUUCACUGCCGGAAAAUGGGAUAUUGAGUGCAAGAAUAUUGAAGGGAUCGAAUAUUGUGCUGAGCAAGUAUGCUGGAGGUGGUGCGGAAGUGGUGAAUGCGGAGUUUGUGAAGAGCAGUGUGAAAACUGAGGAAUGCCCCUCUGAUGGGCUCCCGGAAUUUGCUCUUGUGGGAGGGUCCAAUGUGGGGAAAUCGUCGCUGCUUAACUCCCUCGUCAGGCGCAAACGCCUCGCACUCACCUCCAAGAAGCCUGGGAAGACACAAUGCAUCAACCAUUUUCGCAUCAAUGAUAGCUGGUGCCUUGUGGAUUUGCCUGGCUAUGGGUAUGCAGCUGCACCACACGAGCUUCGAACAGACUGGAACAAAUUCACGAAAGACUAUUUCUUAAACCGGCCUACUCUUGUCUCUGUAUUCCUUCUAAUUGAUGCUAGCAUUCCUGCAAAAAAGAUUGAUCUCGAGUAUGCAAGUUGGUUGGGCCAAAACCAGAUUCCUAUGACUUUAAUAUUCACCAAGUGUGAUAAGCGGAAGAAGAAAAAGAAUGGAGGAAAAAGACCUGAAGAAAAUGUGCAAGACUUUCAAGAGUUGAUACGCGACUUCUUCCAGACAGCACCACCUUGGGUUAUGACAAGCAGUGUCACAAAUCAGGGUCGAGACGAGAUACUGUUGCAUAUGUCUCAGCUACGAAACUACUGGCUCAAGCAUUAA